AUGAAAUAUAUUCUGUGGUUACUUAAGCAUGUUUAUCAGGCUCUAAUGAGUGUUAGACAUGCUUUAAUACAAAAUCAUCUUCUUAUAUAACCUGUAAGUAGAAUUUAUUUAAAAGCUCUAAUGAUGAUUUAGCUUGCAUUCAAAAAUGCUAAAUCAAUGAGUUUUAAAAUGAAAACAAUGAGUGUGUAAAAUACUAAGUUUUUGGAUGUGUUUAAUGAGAUGAAAACUAAAAAUGCCUUGAAUAAGAUUAAAAUUUAAAGCUUACUUAAAUUAUUAAUUAGUGUAUACUAAUGGAUAAUGUUUGCUCAUAUUUUAAUAGCUUUAUUUAGGGAACAUCAAAUCUUCAAAAAUGUUAAAAUGAAUGCUAACCAACAUUUUACUAAUUAUGGAGGCCUAAACUUGUGA
Messenger RNA from Tetrahymena thermophila SB210, 405 nucleotides. Its product is annotated as transmembrane protein, putative. The record is from RefSeq and is a predicted model, not a curated record. Lineage: Eukaryota; Ciliophora; Oligohymenophorea; Hymenostomatida; Tetrahymenidae. The transcript has a single exon.